This is a messenger RNA of Poecile atricapillus (Black-capped chickadee), 747 nucleotides long. RefSeq names its product basic proline-rich protein-like. The coding region runs from base 1 to 747 and encodes 248 amino acids. Lineage: Eukaryota; Metazoa; Chordata; Aves; Passeriformes; Paridae. The record is from RefSeq and is a predicted model, not a curated record. The transcript has 2 exons.
AUGAAUGAUGAACAAAGCUACCAAAAUAAGCGCUUCCUCGCCACCCAAGGACACUGCAUCACAGCCCUGGGACACGGAUCGCGGCCGCAGGAACCCCAGCACAACUCACCGCGCCUCGGCGGGGCCCGCAGUGACAGCGCCGCAGCCGCCUCGACAGCCGCGCAGGUACCGGGACCCGCCGGCGAGGAAGCCCGAAGGAAGACGAGCCUGUCCCGCAACUCCCGAAGGAGGGGCGGACCAAUGCGGCCGCUCAGGCGCGGUGCGGACCCGCGUGUGCGGGAGAGCCGCAGCCGCCCUGCGCCAUCCCGGUCCCGCCCGAGCGUGCGCCACCCCCAGCCGUUCCCCCGUGAAAACACGGCACGGACGGACGAGCGGGGGGAUGGACGGACGGACGGGCCUCCCCCCACGCUCCCGCCGCCCCGGCCGAGGGCGCGGCUCUGGGGCUCUGCCGGGGCGCCCCCCGCGCAGCGCCCCCCGCCGGCCGCCCCGCGCUACCUGCGCUCGCUGACGCCUCCGCCGCCUCCUCCCGGCCCGCGCCCGCGCGCCGCUUCCGCCCGCGCCGCGCGCCCGAAGCCCCGCCCCCGCCGCAGCGCGCGCCCCCCGCCCGGCCGGCGCCGCGAGCGCCCCCCAGCGGCGGGAGGGAGGUGCGGCAGCGGCGUGAGGGGACGGGCGCCGCGCCCCGCGGCUCGGCGGGGAAUUCGCCCUCGUCCGUGCACUGGGCAGCGGGACGGGACUGGGCAUGUUUAG